GUGGAAUAGGAUAAUGUUUGGGUGGAAAGCGCUAAGCUCUUUUUGAUUUAAAUUUCAUGUGUAAUCAUACAAAACACAUAGAACUGGGGGCUAGGGACAAUAAAACCUGUAACCUUCUUAAUCUGACAAUGCCCUUAAUAUCUCUAACUACUAGCCAUUGGCAAUAAUAGACAGACAGCAUAUUUGUACAUUUAAAAUGCUACCUAUAAUACUUGCACUGCACUUAUAUACUUUUCUACAAUAGGCUAUAUAUCUAAUUUAUUUUACAAAUGUGUAGUGUUUAACUUUUUUAUAGCAUUUUUUUUUUUUUUUUCUGAUUUGUUUUCACUUUAAUGUGUGUGGGCAAAAAAACAAAUCAUGAAGAGAUAAAUAAAGGUUUGAUGUCAAACAACUAGUUUUAAAUAUACAAUGUUUUAAAUAUUAUACAUUUAUAGCCAACAAAUUAUUUAGGCCUAUGUUAUUUUGUUAUGUAUCCUUGUUUUGUGAAUUUUGUUUUUGAUAGUUUUUUGUUGAGCUGACAAGCCUAGAAUAGUCUCAUGCUACAUUGUGACAAGCCUCGCCCCUGUUUACACAAAAUCUCGUGUUUAAUGAACUUUUUUUAAGCUUUAUUUUAUGUUUUACUAGCUUUUGUAGCCACGACUAAACGCUAUAAAACAAACAUACCCUGAAAAAUAUUCACUUUAGUAAAAGUCUGACAAUUAGACCUGGUCUCGUCUGUUUAUAAAACAAUGAAGGUUUUUCUUCACUUGUUCGCUUACAUGAUGCGUCGUAUCCAAGGCUCCCCGCACUCCGUUCCAGUGAAGGGGCCGGACUCCGCUCCGGGUUUUGCUCCCUCACUGCUCUAUACAUCGCGUCUCCUCACUCCUGCAUUGCUGUAGCAGCAGAUGUUCGCGUGCUGAAGCCAAUAUCCACCGUUCUCUUUACCGGAGCAAGUAUUCUGCAGCGGAGAGUGAGAAGACGAAUAAGAGUGAGGACGUUUGCUCUCUCUCUCUCUUCACACGUCUGGAGUGUGUAUGUGGGUGAGUGAGCUGAAGAAAUUAGAGUGGCGUCUUUAUUUACCACACCUGUGAUGCGCUGCUGUCUCUGAGCAACGAAGACGCACUGAUGGCCAAGGUACAGGAAGAGGAUACGUGUUGAAAAAGGACUUAUAAAUGCGCUGAUCGGUGUAAUAUUACAAAAAACUAAACCCAGCCAUAAAGCAGAUACUCCUCGCAGCUCAUUGAGUUGAUAUUACUGACUUAAACUUGAACGAGAAGGUGAUAAAGAUGCCGUUACACCUGGGUCCCUUUGUCCGCUGGAGAUCCGGGCUUGUACUCACAUGGAUCUGCUUGUUUUCGUCCGGAUUUACCUUCAUUGGUGGAGAGCAUUCGGCCACUGUAACGCAUCCACUUCCUGCGGCCUUCUCUGACCUGCUGCCACACUUCCUGGUGGAGCCUGAUGAUGUUUAUAUCGUUAAGAACAAGCCUGUGACCCUCACCUGCCGCUCGACCCCUGCCACUCAGAUCUACUUCAAGUGCAACGGCGAAUGGGUUCACCAGGAUCAGCACUUGAUCGAGCAUGAUGUGGAUCCUGCCACAGGGCUGCCGGUGAUGCAGGUGAAGAUUGACAUCUCCAGACAGCAGGUGGAGAAGAUCUUUGGUCUGGAGGAUUACUGGUGUCAGUGUGUGGCCUGGAGCACUACAGGAACCCAGAAGAGCCAAAAGGCAUAUGUGCGCAUCGCCUAUCUGAGGAAGAACUUUGAGGAGGAACCGCUGGGUAAGGAAGUGGCACUUGAUCAGGAAAUCCUUCUUCGCUGUCAUCCUCCUGAAGGUGUGCCUCCUGCAGAGGUGGAGUGGCAGAGAAACGAGGAGCUGAUCGACCCCAAGACUGACCCCAAUUUCUUCAUCACCGUGGACCAUAAUCUCAUCAUCAAACAAGCCCGCCUGGCCGACACAGGGAACUACACCUGCGUGGCCAAGAACAUUGUGGCUCGACGCAAGAGCUCCUCGGCUACUGUGAUUGUCUAUGUGAACGGUGGCUGGUCCACGUGGGCCACAUGGUCGGCCUGCAGUGCUGUCUGUGGUCGGGGGUGGCAGAAGAGGAGCCGGAGUUGCACCAACCCCACUCCCCUGAACGGCGGGACGUCCUGCGAGGGCCAGAGCGUCCAGAAAAGUGCCUGCACUGCCACCUGUCCAGUGGAUGGCGGUUGGAGCGAAUGGAGUAAGUGGUCGCCCUGCGGAGCCGACUGCACCAUGUGGAGGAGUAGAGAAUGUACCCAACCUACGCCUGGCACUGGAGGGAAGGACUGCCAGGGCCUGGAUCUUCAGUCCCUCAACUGUACCAGCGAGCAGUGCCCUCAGACGGCGUCAGGUGCUGAGGAUGUGGCUCUGUAUGUGGGAAUCGUGGUGGUGGCUCUCUGUCUGACUUUGCUGCUGAUCAUACUGGUGCUGGUUUACCGCAGGAAGAAGGAAGGUCUUGAUGCAGAUGUGGCCGACUCCUCCAUCCUCACCACUGGCUUCCAGCCCAUGGGCAUCAAGCCCACCAAGCCAGGUGUGUGGGCACCGCGCAGGGCAGCCCGCAGCAAAAACUCUCAUUUGCUCACCAUCCAGCCUGAUUUGACCACCACCACCACUAGCUACCAGGGAACUCUACGUUCUCGACAUGAAGUCGCCGGGAAGUUCUCCAUGAGCAACGGCCCCCUCCUGGAGCCCCUUCCCAAUGGCUCCCACACGCUGCACAACGGCAAACUGCCCAGCGACCCCAACGACUUCAUGAACCGCCUUUCUUCUCAGACAUAUUUCAAAACGCUACCGAGAGACAACGUCAACACCUCCUACGGCACUUUCAAUUUCCUGGGUGGCCGCCUAACCCUCCCCAACACUGGAAUCAGCCUGCUCAUCCCGCCAGAGGCCAUUCCCAGAGGGAAGAUUUAUGAGAUUUAUCUCACCAUUCAGAAGAAGGAAGACAUGAGAUUGCCCCUGGCUGGGUGUCAGACAUUGCUGAGCCCCGUGGUGAGCUGCGGACCACCCGGUGUGGUGCUCACCCGGCCAGUCAUCCUCAGCAUGGACCAUUGCUCUGAUGCGUGCCUGGAGAACUGGGCCAUCCGUCUCAAGAAGCAGUCAUAUGAGGGAACAUGGGAGGAUGUACUUCAGCUGGGUGAGGAAGUGGUGUCGGAGCCGUACUACUGCCAGCUGGAGGCGGAGACGUGCCGGGUGUUUACUGAGCAGCUGGGCCGUUUUGCUCUGGUCGGGGAGUCCCUCAGCAUGGCUGCCGCUAAACGGCUAAAACUGCUGCUGUUUGGUCCCGCCUACUGCUCCACGCUGGAGUACAACAUCCGCAUCUACUGCAUGGACGACACACAGGACCUACUAAAGGAGGUGAUGCAGAUGGAAAGACAGCUGGGAGGUCGACUGAUUGACGAGCCUCACGUCCUGCUCUUCAAAGACAGCUACCACAACCUCCGCCUCUCAAUUCACGACAUGCCACAGGCGCACUGGAGGAGCAAACUACUCGCCGGCUAUCAGGAGAUCCCAUUCUACCACAUCUGGAGCGGCUCUCAGCGGACCCUGCACUGCACCUUCACACUGGAGAGACAGAGCCUGAGCACCUGUGAUCUCACCUGCACACUGUGUGUGUGGCAGGUAGAAGGAGAGGGACAGAGCUUCACCCUGGACUUCAACAUCUCAAAGGACAUCAGACCAUUGGACUCUGAUUUCCUGUUGAUGGACAACUGUACCCCUGCCCUUGCUGGUCCGAGCGCAUUCCAAAUCCCUUACCUCAUCCGACAGAAGAUCUGCAGCAGUCUGGACACCCCCUGUCCCAACGGAGCAGACUGGAGACUACUGGCCCAGAGACUGAAGCUUGACAGGCACAUGAGUUUCUUCGCGUCCAAAGCGAGCCCCACAUCAGUGAUUCUGGACUUAUGGGAGGCCCAGCACUUCCACAGCGGAAAUCUCAAUCAGCUCGCCGCUGUGAUGGCUGAGAUUGGCAAGCAGGAGGCCAUGAUAUUCCUGGUGUCAGACGGGGAGUGCUGACACAUUAAAACUGGAGCAGAGCGGCCGUCUCUGAGUGAUGGGGUGGGGGGAAGGACGCGACCCUCUGCCCGCCCCACCAGAGAUGAGAAACAAAUCAAAGAACAGGGUUUACCCAACUAUAUGAGGCCACUUCCCCAGUGAAUAGGGAAUAAAAGAAAAGAAAAAAAAAAAAACAAGACCAGGCUCAGGAGGAACCUGGCAGGGCUUUUAGAUGUACUGUGACUGAGACAAAUGCCCCUUUCUCAGAACAAAAAUCCAUUUGUUUUGAAAAUAAUGGUGUAUAGAAACUCCCAGAUUCUAUGAUUCUGGUCCUGCCCUCAGUCACUGACCAAUAUGUACUUUCUAACCACAUUUGUGUUAGGCACAUUGAUAUAUUAAUAUCAGACUGGAAACUAAAACGAAUCGUUUUAAAAGAUAUCAAGUGGAAAAUAUAGGUAAGGUGAAUAUUUUGCGAACUAAUUCAGAUUUGUGACAUGCAUUUUGUAAAUGUGCACCAUUUAGCAAUAUGCAAGCACACAUAUCGAUGACAAUUUCCUUUGGCCGACACGUUUCUUACCUCGCGAAGCAUUUAAAAUUUUAGAGCGUUUGCUAAAUUUCAGGUCAAAAACAUUAAUGAAGCGAAACGUUUUUGGUGAGAGCCAUCACUUGUUCCUCUGCCCCUGUGCACUUAACAUGUCUGUUCGACUUCAUGAAGCCAUAAAGUCCAAAAUUCACCUCAAUGCAACGAUAUAUAUGUUCUGAUCCGGGUGGAUAAUCAGUAAAUAAGCACAGGAUUCUGUGGAUGUUUAGCUGCUGAAGAAAAGACAUCUGGGAUGGGGGAUCAGGGACCUCAAACGUUCAUAACUGUCUUGAAAAACAUCACAUUUGUUUUGUUUUCAACAGACUUUUGAGAUCAGAUGUUCUGAAAACCCCUUAAAGUCUAGAAUGAUGGGAUCUUUUGGAUUUAUAUUCUUCGUUUAUAAAGGAGGAAGAACAAAAGUUCCCUGUUGGAAAGGUUUUCUUCUUUUAUAAACAGAAAAUGCAAUACUACCAAAUGCUAUUCUCCUUCAUAUUUAAUGAGUCUAUGUUUCUCUGAAAGCCAUUUUGGCUGCAGGGCAAAUUCUUAUUCGUAGGAGAAAGAAUAUUUUCAUCAACCCCUAAAAAGCAAAUGUUCCAUCCAAGAAAACUUCAUCGACACUCAGCAGCUGUCGUGUUUUUCGAAAUUCCUCCAUCACACGCGUGGUUUCUUUGUCACGGCCUGUAGAAUGGCAACACGUCUCAGCCCCGCGUUUGGCGCCAUGAAUGUGCAUUACACAGUUUGAAGAUUGUCAGUUUUUUUUUUCUUUUUUUUUUUCCUUCUCUCUCUCUCUCUCUGUUUGAAUGUGAGAGUAUUUCAUUCCAAAUGAAGGAGGAUUUGUGAGAAACUGUGGAUCACAAAUUGGCCGUGUUCAUCUUGACCAGUAAUUACAGCCACGUCUGAAGAUAUGAUUGAAGGAGCCCGGCACAUUCUCUCCACAGCAAGUGGAAAUACACAGGCCUGUUUCACUCAGCUAACAGAGAACUCAAGUUAAAUGCCAUAUUGUGCACAUACUGUGUUUUUUGUUGUUGUUUUUUCACGUUUUUUGUGUGGUAUAUUUCCUUAAAGGGUUAGUUCACCCAAAAAUGAAAAUUCUGUCAUUAAUUACUCACCCUCAUGUCGUUCCUCACCCGUAAGACCUUUGUUCAUCUUCAGAACACAAAUUAAGAUAUUUUUGAUAAAGUCCAAUGGCUCAGUGAGGCCUCCAUUGCCAGCAAGAUAAUUAACACUUUCAGAUGCCCAGAAAGCUACUAAAGACAUAUUUAAAACAGUUCAUGUGACUACAGUGGUUCAACCUUAAUGUUAUGAAGUGACGAGAAUACUUUUUGUGCGCCAAAAAACAAAACAAAAUAAAGACUUUAUUCAACAAUAUCUAGUAAUGGGCGAGUUCAAAACACUGCUUCAUUAAGCUUCGAAGCUUUACGAAUCUUUGUUUCAAAUCAGUGGUUCAGAGCACAAAAGUCAUGUGAUUUCAGUAAACGAGGCUUCGUUACAUUAUAAGUGUUUCGAAAUUUCAACGGUUCACCACUGGGGGGCGUGACUUUGGCAGUUUGAUACACGCUCCGACCUAGAGGUCUGCGGGACUGUUUUUUUCUUCCCUCUCCUGCAAGGUUCUAUAUCGCACCCACCUGCUCUCCUUCAAAAUUCACUCUGUGUUCACCCGCUAUCCGCUUAUAAUGAUUUUCUUCCCGACCUGACGGGUCCCGCUAAAUUUAGAUCAUUCCAGAAUCUCACAUUUAAACUUCCCCUAAAGAAAAAGAGUGUGAUUUGAGGAUAACAAAUAUAAAAUGUUGGAUAACAAAUAUAAAAUGUUGGUGAAACUGUGUGAACACCACCACUGCAGAAAGUUUUGUUCACUUCAAUUCAAGCGCGGAUGCGCUGUUGUCAAAGGAUCUCGGGAGCAGCCAGGCUAUUGUCAGACCGCCCGCUCCCGCCUAAAAUACAACAGUUACCGACGUUACCGCCUUUCAUUCAAAAUUUAAUCCCGCACCGCAAGAAAACGGAUUGGGUCCCACGGGAAUCAGGAGAGCUGCGGGAAUGCAGACCUCUACUCUGAACCACUGAUUCGAAACAAAAGAUUCGUAAAGCUUCGAAGCUUCAUGAAGCAGUGUUUUGAAAUCGCCCAUCACUGGAUAUUGUUGAAUAAAGUCACUAUUUUGUUUUUUUGGUGCACAAAAAGUAUUCUCGUCGCUUUAUAAUAUUAAGGUUGAACCAUUGUAGUCACAUGAACUUUUUUAAAUACAUCUUUAGUAGCUUUCUGGGCAUCUGAAAGUGUUAAAUAACUUGCUGGCGAUGCAGGCCUCACUGAGCCAUCAGAUUUUUUUCAAAAAUAUCUUAAUUUGUGUUCCAAAGAUGAACGAAGGUCUUACGGGUGUGGAACGACAUGAGGGUGAGUAAUUAAUGACAUAAUUUUCAUUUUUGGAUGAACUAACCCUUCAAGGUUUCCAUUGGAGGUUUUCGUUAACCAGUCAGCUAGUUCUCUUUAAUUUUUAAUCUAUGAAAGUCAUUGUCUUGUAGAUAAGUACUUUUCAUAUGACACAUCUCUGCGCAACCAAAGUGUAUGAGCCAUCUGGAGCAUUUCUUUCAUAUCUAAGCCGAUUGUGAUUUUUUUUUAUUUUUUCUAGUACAAGUAACAUUUCUAUAUUCAACACGCAUCUAUUUUUCUUUCAAGAUCUCAUGACUUGUGCUAACUUUUCAUUUUGAGCAUUUCACUGGUAAAACAAUUUAAAUAUUUAAUACAGCACUUUGUAAAGUAAUUGUAAAUGAUAUUUUAAUAACAAGCCAAAAAAGACAACUGACGUAACAUUUGUCGAAGUAUAACCUGUGAAGUGUUUGCCUACUGUUCAUUGGUUAUAUAGCACUGAGUUAAUUCUUUCUGCAGUGUUUGAGGUUUAGACUGUUUUCGCCAUAAGUUUGUACACCGUCGUUUUGUUUCGUCCUGAGGCUGUUGGUUUAUGGGUAAUCAGUUCUUAGAUUCCUACGAAAUCUCAACUCUACGUCAUGAGUAAACAGAUGCACCAGUAAAUUAUACUUCUGCAAGGAUUUGGUGCAAAAACGAUCAGAUUCCUAACACUCAGGUUUACAAACAGUUCAGUUGAAACGGACAUAUUGCGCAUUUCUAAACAUAAAUUUCUCAUCAAUGUUCUCACUGACAUAAAAAUCUUUCCAACAGUCUGUCGUUCUAAAAGGCAAAGCAGAAGUCAGCUUCUACCACUGAAUAAAGCAGAUGCCAUGAUAUUCACUAAAAGAACCACCGGUCUCUUUUCAUGACUGUACAUUUUGUCUGCCUCAUUCAUGGCUUUUUCUGUGUAAAUGAAUGUGUGAGUGUGCUAUUUCUUUCCACUGAGUUUCUUUUUGAAAUGAAAACCGUAGAAUUGUGUACCUGUGAAUGUUCAAUUCGAUUUCUUAAUUCAAUGUUCCUUGCCUUUCUGCAAGUCAGAAUGCUGUAUUUAUUACAUGCCACAGCGCUUAUGCAAUUGUAAAAUUCUUUUCUAUUAUUAUUUUUUUUUCUUUUUGGUAAAGUUACUUUUCAUUUUUCUUGUCGAUGUAAAUUGUCGUCGAUGAUUUUGUGGUAAUAGGAAGCCCUCUUCUGCAGAAGGUUUUCUGUACUUUUUGGACAAUAUGGAUUUGUGGGUAGAAUUUUGGAAAUUCGUUUCUAAGUGCUUUCAAGUAUUUACUUGGCCUUAUGUAUAUAUCUCUCUAUGAAAUUUCAGAAAAGGUAUGUAUAGUAAUUGAACCUAAAAUGGAUGUAAAUAAAUUAUAUAUUGUUAAAA
This is a messenger RNA of Ctenopharyngodon idella (grass carp), 8342 nucleotides long. RefSeq names its product unc-5 netrin receptor A (gene unc5a). Gene Ontology annotation, cellular component: membrane. Gene Ontology annotation, molecular function: netrin receptor activity; protein binding. The transcript is spliced from 16 exons. The coding region runs from base 1266 to 4013 and encodes 915 amino acids. Gene Ontology annotation, biological process: anterior/posterior axon guidance; netrin-activated signaling pathway. NCBI's taxonomy places the organism in Eukaryota, Metazoa, Chordata, Actinopteri, Cypriniformes, Xenocyprididae. The record is from RefSeq and is a predicted model, not a curated record.